Messenger RNA from Bufo bufo (common toad), 1347 nucleotides. RefSeq names its product cyclin C (gene CCNC). Gene Ontology annotation, biological process: positive regulation of transcription by RNA polymerase II. The record is from RefSeq and is a predicted model, not a curated record. The transcript is spliced from 13 exons. Lineage: Eukaryota; Metazoa; Chordata; Amphibia; Anura; Bufonidae. Gene Ontology annotation, cellular component: mediator complex; nucleus. Gene Ontology annotation, molecular function: cyclin-dependent protein serine/threonine kinase regulator activity. Bases 138 to 980 code for a protein of 280 amino acids.
GUUAGCGGGCUGCGCGCCGGCUUUCUUCCUGGAUUCAUUGCGGCUGCUCUUUGCGGAUUAUAGUCGGCGGACAGAGCUCGCAGUGACGUCAUCGCCGGCGCUCUCCGCUUACUUUUAUUGCUCCCGGUUUGGCGCUCAUGGCGGGGAACUUCUGGCAGAGCUCUCACUAUUUGCAAUGGAUAUUGGAUAAACAAGAUUUAUUAAAGGAACGACAAAAGGACUUGAAGUUCUUAACGGAGGAAGAGUAUUGGAAGCUGCAGAUAUUUUUUACAAAUGUCAUUCAAGCUUUAGGGGAACACCUUAAAUUAAGGCAGCAGGUCAUAGCUACCGCCACUGUUUACUUUAAAAGGUUCUAUGCUCGGUAUUCUUUAAAAAGUAUAGACCCUGUAUUAAUGGCACCGACUUGUGUCUUUUUGGCAUCCAAAGUAGAGGAAUUUGGUGUUGUUUCAAACACAAGGUUAAUCUCUGCUGCUACUUCUGUAUUAAAAACUAGGUUUUCUUAUGCAUUUCCUAAAGAGUUUCCGUACAGGAUGAAUCAUAUACUGGAAUGUGAAUUCUACUUACUAGAGCUAAUGGAUUGUUGCUUGAUAGUGUAUCAUCCGUAUAGACCUUUGUUACAAUAUGUGCAAGAUAUGGGACAAGAAGACAUGCUGCUUCCACUGGCUUGGAGAAUAGUGAAUGACACAUACCGGACAGACCUUUGUUUGCUGUACCCUCCUUUCAUGAUUGCUCUUGCCUGCCUGCACGUGGCAUGUGUUGUUCAGCAGAAGGAUGCACGCCAGUGGUUUGCAGAACUUUCCGUAGACAUGGAGAAGAUCUUAGAAAUUAUUCGUGUUAUUCUGAAGCUUUAUGAACAGUGGAAAAACUUUGAUGAGCGGAAAGAAAUGGCUGCCAUUCUUGGUAAAAUGCCAAAACCAAAGCCACCACCUAACAGCAAUUACUUGUCUUUGAGUACUGCUCCUUGGAAUCUUAGAAAUUGAAGGGGAACAGGGACCAAAUGGAAACCAAAGCUCCAGUUACAGCCAGUCAUGAGAAUCUGCAUUUAUCCAGUAUUAAGAGGAUUAAGAUUCUGCCAUAGUGAUCACCCACCAUCUUUACUGAAGUAGUAUUUUUGACCAGUGGGCUGCACAGCCUGUCUACUCAAUUGCAAAAGAAAACUAGUUGGACCUUUUUUUACGAGUAAGGAUUUUCCAAUGUGAGCACACUGUUGCUGAACCCCGAUUUCAGCUCUUGAAUAAUUGCACAUAUUUUUUUAUUUUCUGCCAGCAGCUAGGUGACCAGAGUCAAGCUCCAGAUCUUGGCCAUCUGGCCAGUAAUCUUCUACAUGUAUUAAAUGAUAUUGUGGUA